GUGAACCCCGCGGGCGGGGAGCGGGUGUGCGCAGCGCUAGGUGUGCGCUUCGCCCUGUAGGUAGAGAGACCCUUUGGUUAGCUUUCCACGCCAAGUGGCCGUUCCAGGCAGUCAGUGUCGUCUUGGUUCAGCCAAGGUCACAGAGGGAGUGACAGCUUCCGCGCAGCCCUGGCUACGGACUCUGGGAAUCUUUCCACUGCCCCGCUUGCGCCACCUGUUAGGCAGGAUCGUUUUUCCUCUGGGGCAAGAUCAAAAUCCAGGUCCUGCAGGAAGAAACUCCUCUUAAAAAUAAUUAAGCCUGAUCAAGAUGACAACCUCCCAAAAGCACCGAGACUUCGUGGCAGAGCCCAUGGGGGAGAAGCCAGUGGGGAGCCUGGCUGGGAUUGGUGAAGUCCUGGGCAAGAAGCUGGAGGAAAGGGGUUUUGACAAGGCCUAUGUUGUCCUUGGCCAGUUUCUGGUGCUAAAGAAAGAUGAAGACCUCUUCCGGGAAUGGCUGAAAGACACUUGUGGCGCCAACGCCAAGCAGUCCCGGGACUGCUUCGGAUGCCUUCGAGAGUGGUGCGACGCCUUCUUGUGAUGCUCUCUGGGAAGCUCCUAAUCCCCAGCCCUCAUCCAGAGUUUGCAGCCGAGUAGGGACUCCUCCCCUGUCCUCUACGAAGGAAAAGAUUGCUAUUGUCGUACUCACCUCCGACGUACUCCGGGGUUUUUUGGGAGUUUUCUCCCCUAACCAUUUCAACUUUUUUUUGGAUUCUUGCUCUUGCAUGCCUCCCCCGUCCUUUUUCCCUUGCCAGUUCCCUGGUGACAGUUACCAGCUUUCCUGAAUGGAUUCCCGGCCCCAUCCCUCACCCCCACCCUCACUUUCAAUCCGUUUGAUACCAUUUGGCUCCUUUUUUGGCAGAACAGUCACUGUCCUUGUAAAGUUUUUUAGAUCAAUAAAGUCAGUGGCUUUCA
Messenger RNA from Pan troglodytes (chimpanzee), 951 nucleotides. It is a transcript of the gene BANF1, whose product is annotated as BAF nuclear assembly factor 1. Gene Ontology annotation, biological process: chromosome organization. Bases 308 to 577 code for a protein of 89 amino acids. Gene Ontology annotation, cellular component: condensed chromosome; nucleus. NCBI's taxonomy places the organism in Eukaryota, Metazoa, Chordata, Mammalia, Primates, Hominidae. The record is from RefSeq and is a predicted model, not a curated record. Gene Ontology annotation, molecular function: DNA binding. The transcript is spliced from 3 exons.